Messenger RNA from Ornithodoros turicata, 726 nucleotides. Its product is annotated as E3 ubiquitin-protein ligase CCNB1IP1-like. The coding region runs from base 161 to 709 and encodes 182 amino acids. Gene Ontology annotation, cellular component: synaptonemal complex. Gene Ontology annotation, biological process: reciprocal meiotic recombination. Lineage: Eukaryota; Metazoa; Arthropoda; Arachnida; Ixodida; Argasidae. The record is from RefSeq and is a predicted model, not a curated record. The transcript is spliced from 6 exons. Gene Ontology annotation, molecular function: ubiquitin protein ligase activity.
CAAAACCACAGAACUGCCGUAUAAAUCUUACUCGAAAAUUCACUGGAGAAUAACCGAGUGCUUCGCAAGCCUCGAAAUUGUCUUUGCAGGUGGCACUUCUCUGCCCGGAAGCCACGAUGUCCUUCGGGUGGAUCUCAACCCGAGUGACCAGUACCGCGCAAUGGUGCUUGCUGGACAGAAGCCCGACACAAUCCUGGACGUCUGUUCUCGUGCCAUGGCCUUUUGGUCGUACCAGGUAGCCCAAGAAGCGGCGUACAAGGACUUCGUCAUGGAGAAAACGAAGGCACGUUCACAGCAGGUGGUCAAUGAACUGGAGGGUCUGGUGGACAAGCUCAACAAGGAGUGCCAGUCGUUGAAGACAGAGCUGGAAGGUUGCCUCCGAGAAAAGAAAACCUUAUGUGAGCGCCUUGGGGAACUGAACGAAAUGCACCUCGAGAAAGGACGUCAGUACCAGAAGCUCUACGCGCAAUUCCAACAGCUGAAGAGACGUAGCAUUCCCGUUCUGGAAACACCCCAUCACAGCGCUAGUCCGAGACUUCCGCCUACGCUGGUAGCCGCUUCGGCCCGGGACGUCUUGGGGCAUCCUUCGGAGAUAAAGAUUCCAAGUCACUCCCCACAGCUACUGGGUCGCAGCGGAUUCUUUCUGCAACCACGUCCUUGUGCCCCUUUCAACAAAGACCGGUCUACUCCCCUGCAACACCUUCAAUAGGUCCCUUCAUUGAUGCG